AUGAAUAUUGCAAUUUACUCAAUAAUUAAAGAUUGUGUCCAACCAGUUCUUUCCGGUGUUGCCAUCGGGGCUGGACAGCAGAGCAGAGUAGCAUACGUUAACAUAGGAUCAUAUUACAUAGUAGGAAUCCCUGUUGGAGUUGUGCUUGGUUAUAUUAUCAGACUACAUGUUGAAGGUGUUUGGAUUGGAAUGUUAAUUGGCACGCUCCUCCAAACUAUCACACUCUUAAUAUUAACUUCCAGAACUAAUUGGGAUGACCAGGUAUCCAUUGCUCGUAGACGAGUUGAUAGAUGGUUUGUGGAAGCUGAAACUGAUACAAAUUUGCCGUCAACUGUCCAAUGA
Fraxinus pennsylvanica is the source of this 342-nucleotide messenger RNA. Lineage: Eukaryota; Viridiplantae; Streptophyta; Magnoliopsida; Lamiales; Oleaceae. The record is from the annotation of a GenBank genome assembly.